AUGCCACCAACCAACAGCCUCUGGCACGCUCAUCAAAAUCAAGUAAAGCUACUACACACGGAAACCGAUCCCACCAAAAGGUACACCUACCGUGCCGAAACGACUCCCCAUCUUGCUACAAUCCUGGGCUUCCCAUCACGCUGUUCGACCUUUCCAUCUCUCUACGAGCAGACCUGUAAGGAAAUUGUCGAUCUCGCAGGUACGAUUGCAAUCUUCGAACCCGUGCGUCUCCACGUUCGCCCCGAGGAUAUCUCCCAGGCACGCCACCUGGUCGACGAGCGCAUGAAGACCGCUCCCCCGACGCAAAAAGCCCACGUCAGGCUCGUUCCAGCACCGGUCAAUCACUGCUGGGUCCGGGACUCUGGCCCAGUCUACGUGCGGGGCGUCGACGACGACCAGCGAUAUGCGAUUGAUUUCCGGUUCUGCGAAUGGGGUAAUAAAUUCACAGAGCGGAUUUACAAUGACACCGAGGACAAGAUCGGCGCCUUGCUGGAUCAAGAACUCGGGGAACGGUCCGACUGGCCCGCAUUAAGCGAUGCAGAGAGACGGGAGAAUACCGAGUUCGCACGACGGGUGCUGGAACUGGAGAACCGCGACCUGCCCGAUCAACCGGUGUCACGCGUUGUGUCUGCGGUGCGGCUCGAAGGUGGUGGGAUCGAGAUGGACGGGGAGGGCACUUUGAUGGCGAUGAAGAGUAGCGUGGUCGUUGCGUCUCGAAAUGAGGGCCUGUCUCGUCAGGAUAUCGAAACGGAACUCGGCCGUCUGCUCGGCAUCAAGAAAUUCAUUUGGAUUCCGGGGCGGGAGGGCCUGGAUAUCACGGAUUAUCACAUCGAUGCCGAGGCUCGCUUCAUUCGACCCGGUGUGGUGGUGGUCGGUAGACCACACCCAAAGUGUCAGCGGGUGUACUGGGACGUGUAUCACGAGAUGCGAGAGAUCCUCGAUAAUGCCACGGACGCGCAGGGUCGAAAAUUGCAAGUCCAUGAGAUUGAGGAGCCGGAUCCGGAUCUCGUCCGAGGGGACGUGGCCGGGGAGGAAAUGGAGCCGGCGGCUUCAUAUGUGAAUUUUUAUUUCACCAAUGGCGGACUGAUCAUUCCGGCUUUUGGCGAUGCCGUGACCGAUGCAAAGGCGUUGGAGACCUUGACUCGGUUGGUUCCUGGGCGGCGCAUCUGUCAGGUUGCCGUCAACGCGCUGCCUCGUACGGGUGGGGUUCUACAUUGUACCACUCAGCAAGUAGUCUAA
This is a messenger RNA of Penicillium oxalicum, 1239 nucleotides long. Its product is annotated as agmatine deiminase family protein. Lineage: Eukaryota; Fungi; Ascomycota; Eurotiomycetes; Eurotiales; Aspergillaceae. Gene Ontology annotation, molecular function: agmatine deiminase activity; protein-arginine deiminase activity. The transcript has a single exon. Bases 1 to 1239 code for a protein of 412 amino acids. The record is from RefSeq and is a predicted model, not a curated record. Gene Ontology annotation, biological process: putrescine biosynthetic process.